AUGCACGACGAUUAUUACGACGACAGCGACGACGAGGCUGCAACGCCUAGCGGGCGCAGCACGGCCACGGAGCUCAUUCUUGAGACAAGAUGCCGCAGCCAUCUGUUCGUGGAGGUCAAGGCUUUCGAUAGCUUCCGAAAUCGAGAUGUCAUCGGUCUUGGAGCAAACGAAGGUGACGGCGUUGCGGCGUUCUCCAAGGCGGCGUUUUCCAAGGCGGCGUUUUCCAAGGCGGCGUUCUCCAAGGCGGCGUUCUCCAAGGCGACGCACGGGUCGACGUCGGAGAUGCCUGGAAAGCCCCUCAACAUCAACGACCAAGAUCCUCUCCAGAUCGAGCGCCAGAUCCGCGCCGAAAGGAGAGCCAAGCGCCUCCAGCAGAAGAAGGAGCUAGAGGAGCGGCAUAAUGAGAGCGCGCAGGAUGUCUCGGACAAGCCGGAGCGGGCCGCCGAGCAAGCCGCCGAGCAGGGCCCCAGCAUCCCCGAGGAUGUGUCCGACAAUAGGCCCGACACGGUCCGGAUGCUGGCGCAAAACGCCCUCGCCGAGACUGGCAAGCUCGCCGGAAGGCCGCCCAUCGCCCAUCCUGAGGCGCCCACCGGAACCCUGGCGGAGGGCGACACGCCUAGUCCGCGGUACAUAUUCCUCUGGAAGAACGAGUCGAUUGGGUCUGUGAACACGUUCAAGGGUGAUUAG
Molecule: messenger RNA, 687 nt
Organism: Gaeumannomyces tritici R3-111a-1
Lineage: Eukaryota; Fungi; Ascomycota; Sordariomycetes; Magnaporthales; Magnaporthaceae
Exons: 3
Coding region: 1-687 (228 amino acids)
Source: RefSeq, a predicted model, not a curated record